Messenger RNA from Hydra vulgaris (swiftwater hydra), 2778 nucleotides. RefSeq lists its product as uncharacterized. NCBI's taxonomy places the organism in Eukaryota, Metazoa, Cnidaria, Hydrozoa, Anthoathecata, Hydridae. The record is from RefSeq and is a predicted model, not a curated record.
UAUAUACUCAGAGAGCGGACAUACGUGUGAUCGUUUUUGAUUGGUUGUUCGAUUUUUAUGAUUUUAGUCGCCAUCUUUUUGCCAAAAAUACUAACUGCGAUUAAAGUCUACUACUAAAUUUGUAUUAAAUAUUUGUAAAAGUAUGCCUGGUUGUGCUGCAGUAGGCUGCCAUAACAGGCCUGAGAAAGGAUUUAUUAUGAAAUGCUUCCCAAGAAAUGAAAAACAACGGGCGAUUUGGACAUCUAAAGUUAAACGACUUAACUGGGUACCUACAAACACAAGCUUUUUAUGUGAAGUACACUUUGAUGCUGAUCAAUGGGAAAAAAACAUAAGAUGGAUCAAGAAAACUCAAACAUAAUGCAAUUCCUACUGUCUUUAAACAUGUUAGAGCAAAACAUAAGCGAAAAAAUCCACUCGAGCGUUUUCCAAUACCAAAAAAAAAGAAAAUAAGUUGUAUAGAAUGAGAAGAAGUUGUAGAAAAUAUUUUAAUUGAAGUAAAUAACAAUGAACUAUCUGAAGUUUGCACAACUGAGGUUGAUAAAAGUUUACUUAUACAAGACUUAAAUGCGAAAUUGGAGAGAUUAGAAAAAAAAGUCAUUAAUCGAAAAAAAAAAAUUAACAUUUUAAAAUCGAAAGCAAGAAUAAAUACUAUUCAAAAAUAUAAUCAUAUAAAGAGAGAUAAAUUUAGAGUUUUGAAAACAAUAUUUAAAGAAGAUCAAAUUUUAUCCUUAAGUAGAAAAAAAUAUGAAAUUCAUUAAAUGGUCAAAUGAUACUAUAAAUGAAGCGUUAGAACUCAAAUUUACAUGUGGUCAAAGUGGUUAUAAAACUUUACUUCGUUUAAACUUACCAUACCCAUCAUUACAUACCCUACGACGAAGAUUAGAAAAUCUAAAAUUUCAAAGUGGCAUUCUAACAGAAGUCUUUGAGUUUAUGAAAACUAAGGUGAAUGCCAUGAAAAUCCAUGAAAAAGAAUGUGUUUUAAUUCUUGAUGAAAUGUCAAUAACUGAAAGUGUUGACUAUGACACAUCUACAAGCUCUUACUAUGGAGUUGUUACAUUACCUGAACAUUAUGGCCAAGCUAACCAUGCUUUAGUUUUUAUGCUUGGAGGAAUAUCUACAAGAUGGAAACAAACUGUUGCAUAUUAUUAUACUGGAAGUUCUGUUUUAAAAAACAUUGUCCUAUCUAUAAUAAAGUAUACUGAAGAAAUAGGAUUAAAAGUUAAUAGUGUUACUUCUGAUAUGGAUGCCAUUAACCAGGCAAUGUGGAAAUGUUUUAAUAUUUUUUAGCUGUACUAAAAGUGGCAGUAUUUCUAGUUCAAUUUAACACCCAUGUGACCCUACUCGUACAAUUGAUUUUUUAGCAGACGUACCACAUUUAUUAAAGAAUAUAAGUACAUCUCUUUUAUGUAACAAACAUUUUAUAAUAACAGCUAAGAUUCAAGAAAAAUAUAAAGUUCAAUCGCCAAUUAUAGAUUUAAAACACCUUAACAAGCUUGUAGACUUUCAAGAAGGUAUGGAUUUGAAGUCUGCUUACAAGCUUACAUCUGAACAUCUUGAUGAAAAACAUUUCAACAAAAUGAAAGUAUCAAGAGCAACAUCUGUAAUGAAUCAUGAUGUAAGUUGUGGGUUAAAAUUUAUUGCAAGUGAAAUAAAAGAUGAUUCUAUUCUCACAACUGCUCGGUUUAUAGGAAUUGUUGAUAAAUGGUUUCCAUUAAUGACUUCACGAAACCCAGGUAUGGCUCUUAGCUUGAAAAAUGACAAAGUUUACAAUGAAACAAUAACUUUUUUAAAUGAAGUCAUAGAGAUAUUCAAUGGUUUAAAAAUAUUAGGCCAAACUGAAAAAAUAAGUUGGAAACCUAUUCAAUCUGGUGUUAUAUUAUCAACAACAUCAGUUAUUAACUUGCAAAAUAAGUUUCUUCUAGAAAAAAAGUUUGAUUUUCUAAUGACAUCACGAUUUACGCAGGAUUGCCUGGAGAAUCUUUUUUCCCUGGUACGUGCAAAACAAGUAAUUCCUACUGCUCUUCAAUUUAAAAAUAACUUGAAACUUAUUUGCGUUGCCCAAUUCUUGAAAAAAUCAUCAAAAGGCAGUUAUGAUAUAGAUGACCGUCAAUUCUUAUCUGGUUUUCUUGAUAUAGUUAAUAGUAAUGUGCAUAAACCACAGCAAAGAGAGUGCAUUUUUUUACCUAAAGAUUGGGAUAAAACCUCUAACUUAAUCUUAAGUAAUGCUGAGCAAAAUUGUUUGUUUCAUAUUGCAGGUUAUAUAAUUUCUAGAGUUAAAAAAAUUUAAAAAGUUUGCAUAAUUUGUUUUGAAUCUCUAGUUUCUAAAAAUAGAGUUAAUGCUGAUUACACAAAGUUUGUUACAGACAAAGAGCACAAAGUGGGUAGUUUAUUUUUUGCUAAUGAAACAACAUUUGCAUUCUUUUUACAAAUGGAGUUAAUAUUCAGAUCAUUUGAGCCAUACCUUAAUUCCCAAAAGAAUUGUAAUACUAUGCUUUUAGAGAAAGUUAAUUCUGAUGAACAAAUUAAAAGUCUAACUUUGUAUCCUAGUUGUCAUCAAAUUAAAUUGAAGCUAAAAAACAGGUUUAUAACAUUCAGACUUAAAAUAUUUAACCUUAAAAAAAAGCGUUUAUUAUGUAAAAAGAAAAAAACUAAAAAAAGUUCUUGUGAACUUGGCAGCAAGAGUAUGACAAUGCAUGCAUUUGCACUAAAGGUUUAGGUUCAACUAAUUUAUAAAAUAAACUGUAAAGCUUUUUUCAAAUUACUUAUUGAUUACAACUA